AUGUCGAGAAUAUUCGAGGUUCCAUCCUCCAUUGCAGAACUUGAGAAGCUACUGAUUCUUGAUGUGAAAGCAUGCCAUAAUUUGGAAAGACUACCUGAUGAUAUUUCAUCAAUGAAAAGUCUGACACACCUUAUUAUGUCUGAUUGUUGCUUACUGGAGGGCAUGCCAAAGGGGAUUGAGAAGCUGAGUAAUCUGGAAGUACUGAAGGGAUUUCUAAUAAGUACUUCUGAAAAGACUCCUUGCGAAAUAUCAGAUCUGGUAAAUUUGAGAAAACUAAGGCGACUCAGCAUACGUAUAGGAAGUGAGGCCAUGAUUAGGGAUGGGGAGUUUGAAAGUUUGAGAUUUUUUUUUGCACUGAAACAUCUUAAAAUAUCUUGGAGCGUGUCUGACCCAAAGUAUGAUAAAAUUAAUGUCGUUUUACCAUCAAGUUUGAGAAAGUUGCAUCUUGAAUGUUUUCCUGGAAAGUCUUUGGAAGAAUGUUUUAUGCCACUCCUUCCUAGGUUCGUGUUCAUAUCGAUGGAGCUAAAGAUAACGGGAGGAAAACUGGAAAGUAUGAAAGUAGAUUUUCCAUAUGGUGGAGUAUGGAAUCACUGCGUCUGA
Messenger RNA from Vigna unguiculata (cowpea), 600 nucleotides. Lineage: Eukaryota; Viridiplantae; Streptophyta; Magnoliopsida; Fabales; Fabaceae. The record is from RefSeq and is a predicted model, not a curated record.